This is a messenger RNA of Triplophysa rosa, 6167 nucleotides long. It is a transcript of the gene sall2, whose product is annotated as spalt-like transcription factor 2. Gene Ontology annotation, cellular component: nucleus. Bases 1166 to 4885 code for a protein of 1239 amino acids. Gene Ontology annotation, molecular function: DNA-binding transcription factor activity, RNA polymerase II-specific; RNA polymerase II cis-regulatory region sequence-specific DNA binding. The transcript is spliced from 3 exons. Lineage: Eukaryota; Metazoa; Chordata; Actinopteri; Cypriniformes; Nemacheilidae. The record is from RefSeq and is a predicted model, not a curated record. Gene Ontology annotation, biological process: regulation of transcription by RNA polymerase II.
UCAUGCUACUUACAAUCCCACCACUAUAUAUUUCAGUUGUGUCAAAGCGUGUCACAUGGUCAUAGGAAAAUAUGAAUCAUAAUCGGUUAUGAUCAUAGAGCGCGCGCCGGAGGACGCAACAGGUCGCGCGUACAGUACAGCUGUACUUUCCGCGUGCAUCUGCUGACGUAAUUGUGACAUUUGUACGCGCAAAAUUACAAAGUAUAUCGCAAUUUUUAUUAAACAUAUUUAUGUCUUGACGUGAUUAUUAAUGUAAUAUCAAAGUCUGGAGUUUUCGGGCAGUGAUUUUUUCGCGCGUGUGUGAUUAUUGUGUGCGUAAAAGCCAAAUUAUGAACCGCAAUUCUGUUGCGCGCGCUGAUGUGCGUUGGCUUUCUAAAAUAAAUACAAAGGCACAAUGUUGUUUUUAAACAUCACCCGAAAACAAAACCUCUCAGAUUAGACAAAGACAUUUAGAAAGGGCUUUAUUAAUAGAUGUAAUUGAUCACGUUCAAAUGAGAAUCUACGUAGGCCCUUUCAAGUUAUACUACAGAACAAAAGACAGGCCUGUUGUUUUUUAGCUGCACGUUUUUGCCUCUCCCUUAAAGCAGCUGAGAACAAGACAUUAGGUAGAGAAAAUGUACAUCAUGACAGUGAUGAAUAAAUCAUCUGGUCAUUCUGUUUCAAGUUACCAUGAAGAUACAUUAUAAAUGUCAUUCCCUGUUCACUUCUGUAUCUCGCUCUUAUCUGCUAUUUUAUAAAUUGCAUAUUUUUUCCGUGGCUAACAUUUAAAAAGGUUCAGAGGAGCGCUUUAAAACUUAGGGCAUGUAAGGGAAAGGAGGGGUAUGUGCAUGAGUAGGUGGUGUUCUCUGCGUUAUUUGAAUGCGAAUGGAGACGGAGAACAAGCUGAGACUGUUUUGGAGCGAAAAAAGGGGAAAAGGGAGGAGGAGAGUUGUCCUUGGAUUGUAGUUGCACUGAAUAGACACCGAUCAGUUUGCCAAGUACUUGGUCCACUUCUGAGACAUUGCUCAUGUAUGCACUUGCUAUUUAGUCUCUUGUGUCCUACACAAACGAUACAUGGAUUUCUGUGAUCGCAUCUCAGAAGGGAUUUUACAUUUGAAUUUAGGUCCAAUAGAACCAAUUCUAAUUCAACCCAUGGGCCAAUUAGCCAUUGACUUUCCCCUGCAUCAUGUCACGCCGGAAACAGAAAAGACCUCAGCAUUUUCUCAGCGCCAUCCUCGGCACGUCACGGCUACUUCAACGUGAGGAGCAGUUGGCAUUGAAGUCCCUCACCUCUACUCUUGUGAACAACUCUUCCUGCUCUUCCUCAUCCUCUACAACACAAAGCUGCCAAUCUUCCCUGGGCCUAAACCCGUCUGUAGAGAGACUCACAACACCCACCCUGCCCACAGCUAGCCACUCUAUCUCUCACAUUUCCUGCCACCUGUCUCACCUUGCACUUAUCCCCGACAUCCCACAAUCCCACUCUUCUAGCCAUUCUGCCAAUCAGUGUAUAUCCACCAUUCCAUCAACAGUGCCCUCCACCCCCAACCACAUUCCCAUACUCAUGGCUUCUCCAAAGUUAGGCGUUUCAGUUACCACAUCCUCUUCAUCUUCCUCCUCUGCUGUUUCCCUCUGUGUGCCUCCACAUCCUAGAAGCCCUAGUCCCAUGCCCGCAGGUCCACCAAGCCCAGUUACGCCCUCCGCCAGCCCAAACUCAGCCCCUCCAACCCCAGCAUGUACACCUGUCAGCAUUGCUGUUAUCCUCGAGGAGUUGCGUGUGCUCCAGCAGAGACAAAUUCAUCAGAUGCAGAUGACUGAAGAGAUCUGUAGACAGGUAUUGAGACUGGGAGGAGCGUCAUGCGAAAUGGAUUCAACGCCAUUCAUGCUAGCACCUCUGCCACAACUCUGUUUGAAAGGUUCUGAUAGCAACCCCACGCACUCUCGGCCAAACCCCUCACCUCCCGCUUCCUCCGUGGCUCCACUUUUGGCAUGUUUCUCAUCCCUGCUUCCCCCUCAGACAACCUUUAAGUCCUCUAAAAAUACCCACCCACUUUUGAAUGUCUUGCGCCCCCAUAAGACACAAGGUGACAGUGGAGUUAUCAACCCAGCAAACUUCACCAGUCAUGCAAGCGCUCACUCCUCCACAUCCUCAUCAAUGUCCACCCCUAUUGCUUCAAACAUCCCACUCGCUCUUUCCCUUGGCCUUCCAGCCCAAAAUUCAUAUGAGAAAUCAUCUAACAUCUCAGGAGUCAGUGGGCAGAGUAGUCUGACCUUCCCAAACCAGGCUCUGACAGCAGCUGCUGCCCAUUCAGCUCCCACACAGGAUACAAAACUGUCCGCGCAAGAUGGUGCAGCGCCUAUGCGGCAUGCGUGUCGUUUUUGUCGAAAGCUCUUCAGCAGCGAUUCAUCCCUCCAGAUACACUUGCGCUCACACACUGGGGAACGUCCUUAUCAGUGCCCUGUAUGUUUCAGUCGUUUUACAACACGAGGAAAUCUUAAGGUACACUUCCUGCGGCACCGUGAGCAAAACCCUGAACUCUCCUUUUCUCUGUUCCCAUGCUCCCUCUUUGCAUCUGUGACAGGUGGAUCAAUGGGAGGAUCAUCACAAGCUCAAACUACCAAAAUGAAUGCUGCUCAUAAACAGCAAGCAGGGGAUGAUCUUUGUGGUGAAGGGCCUGAGGGUGCUGCUACCUCACAACACACUACAGCCUCAUCUCUGCCUCUGCCUGCAAGCAUCGACUUGGCUCUGCUGACCACUGCUCACUCUCUCCUUCAGCUCAAUCGUGCAUCUGCCGCUGUAGCCUCUACAUCAUCUGCCUCUUUACUCACACCCGCAACAUCUUCCUCUCUCGCCUCUACCCUUCUGUCGGCUCCACCCUCAUCCACCUUCUCUAUCGCCGGGGUGUAUAAAGGAGUAAAGCAACAGCACUUUGAUGAGAACACCCCUCCAAUUCCUACAUUGCUCCCCCAUUCUGCCUAUUCACAGCUGGCCAAUCUACCCAAACUCUUUUUCCCAGCAUCUUCCACCCAUCACCAACCAGGCCACGGGUUCCUCAGGCCCACAACCACAACAGGAUCCUUCAUGUCAACCACACAGCAACACAUCUCAUUCCCUUUAACAGCUUCUUCCACUGCCACAUCCAUCACCACCCCAACUUCAGACACGUCAAAGCUGCAGAGAUUGGUGGAGAAGUUAGAAAAAGAACCACGUGGUCAGUCGCACUGGGUAACAUCUACUGGUGAGACUUCGACCAGCAGCGUAAGUGGAGCAUUAAGCUAUAGCAGCAGUAGUUUAAUGAGUACAGGUACAUUCAGUACAAAUGUGGUCACCUCCCUUCCAUCAUCUACAAUGCAGAUCCCAUCAUCCCUCUUCAGCAAGCAGUCACCUUAUCUAGGACUCAUGAAUUCUGCUGGAGCACUUGCUCCUAAUCAGUGUAGCGUGUGCCUUCGGGUGCUAAGUUGCCCAAGAGCGCUACGUUUGCACCAGGCAACCCAUUUGGGAGAGCGUCCCUUCCCCUGCAAGCUCUGUGGUCGCUCCUUCUCAACCAAAGGGAGCCUUCGAGCGCACCUGGCCACCCAUCGUGCACGCCCACCAAACAGUCGUGCCCAAAAUUCUUGCCCAUUAUGCCAGAGGAAGUUCACCAAUGCCCUCGUUCUGCAACAUCACAUACGCAUGCAUUUAGGAGGCCAGCUACCACCAGAGAAUCUGCCUGAUACUUCAACACAACGUGAUAGUUUGCCCAAGUCCCAGUCUGCUGAGCCCCCUGCUUCAGAGACCAGCUCUAGCACUACUGAUGUUCAGUUAUCACAUACAAUGUCAGAUUCCAGAUGCUCCUUCAGUAGUCAUUCUGAUCUUCUUGCUGUCAGUACUGCUCCCACAAUAUGCCCCAUAACCUCCAGCCUACCUGGUUCGUUUAGCCCGGGUCUUUUUGAUCUAAACCUUGACCUCUACACAAUCCCAACUACACAUUCCCCUCCAACAAGCAUAGCCGAUGCCCCAGAUCUCUUUGUCAGCGUAGCUUCUCCCGUAGACUCUGCUGCCUCCAUUGUCCCUCCAAUCUCAACAACAUCAGAUCCACCUGCCACUGGUGAACCAUCUUUUGAACUUUCCAGCAACAUUGCCUGCUUGGGAGAAAAGAAAAAGUCCAGCUCCUCUGCUUCCGUAAAAGCCGGCGCACACAAAGACGACUGUGAAUUUAGGAGUGAAAAUAGACUGCCUAUUCCUUGCAUUGGAUCAAGGUCUAACUUGGAGGAUCUCCUAAGUGUUCAAACUGAUAAAGAGCCAAGAGUACCUCGGCUACAUCCAGCAUCAACACUGCCUUCUCUUCUUCCAUUCAGCACUGAGAGUCUGUCCUCUCACACACUGAGCCUAGUGGAGCCUGACCUUGUCCAAACAUCCGAAUCACUCUCUCAAGACUUCAGUAAGGAAGAAAAGAUGGAUGACAGAAUACAUAAAACACCAAAGACUGCUCAAAGGGCAACUCCAGAUCUGAGUAGUAAUGUGAAUGUAGUAUCAGACACUUUAGACAACACGAGUGAAGAUGUAUCUGAGACUACGCCCAAAGAGCCUGAGGCAAAGAUACAGAGGACAACAAAGGAAGGUCACUGUAGUUCAAUUGCAAAUGAUGAAGUUGAGGUUAAAGACACAAUGGCAACUGAAAAAGAGAGCGCCGAACCAGCGGUGUGCAUGUCACUGGCUCCUAGUCUUCCACCUCCCAUGCCAGAGAGAAAAACCUACCACUGCUCUGAAUGUGGAAAAGAGUAUGCAAGUCGCAGUGGAUUGAAGGGACAUAUGAAGCACCACGGAGGAGCUGUGAGGGCACAUCGAGCUCUUGCGAGAACGAAGGGCCCGGAUAGAGUGUCACAAACACAUCAUUCGACUCAUCUGCCAUCAGAGCACCAGUGAGUUUCUUCAGCCGGUACCAUGCUCUUCUGAACAACAGCAACUGUCAAACAGCUCUCCACAGAACUAAAGGUUGAGACGAAUGUAAUAGAUUCAAGAAACGGGAACUAAAAACAAUAUGUCAUACAUCUAAUGUACACGCCGUAACUCAAUUCUUGGAACAUUAUGUGUAACUAUAUCUUGCAGUACAUUCCUGAACACGACGUGUUGUUCUUUUUGAUGACAAAAAUACUUACGAUUGUUAUGAUGGUUUUGUUUGUUUAUUUUCAAAGGUAAGAUGUGGCGGUGGCUAGUAGUUUCGAAAUAGCUUUAGGUGAGGAACAGAAUGUCGCUCAAAUCUCAUAUACUUGCUGUGUUACACCAGAUUUGGCCUUGGUGACGUCAGUGUGUCUCAUGAACAAAUAUGUGAAGUAGGUUUAAUACUGUAUGUGAAUGAGCUACAGCACCACGGAUGCUCUGUUCCUCAGAAUAAGAUAAAAUAGUUCUGUUACAUUAAACCGUUUUACAAAUACAUGCAGGGAUUUUAAUCCAGCUCAGUAAAAGGAUAGUAAAAUUGUUCUAAAGGUGCAGAAAAUGUUUUAACCAAUAGUUCAAGCGCUCACCAAUUCCUAUUAUAAAACUAAAUGUAUUGGCACGAUCAGGAAGAUUUAGACGAUGCCAAAUUGUAGCUGGAAGCUACAAGCAAAAUUGCUUUCCUGGAUCAAACCUUCAAGGGUUAGGGUUAACCGGUCAUUAGACUGCAUGGUGAAUAUUCAAAACUCCUCAUUGUCAUUGUUAAAAUUACUUGGAAUCCAUGUUGAAAUGUUACUUGUACUACAUCUUCAGGCUUCUUGGAGUUAGGAAUAAUUGGAUAGGUACUAAGAUGAGGAAAAAACACUAAAAGACAUCAAACUGUAAAUAUGACUUGUCAGCUUUGUCUAUUGUGUCCAUGUUUGUCCUGUCCAGCUGUACAGUACUACAUAAUAAUCUGCUCUUGACGUCAACUUGACCAAAGAGUCAGUUGAGUUUAACAAGCCUGUAUGUGUAAGCUCUUGUAACUUGAAUAUUGUUAGUGUAACUAUUGAAGAUGAUGAUUUUGAGAUCUAGCGUUAAAGGUGGAAAUGUUCGUUUAUAUAGUGAUGUUUGUUUUCGGUUUUUUUUAUGCCUGGACAAUUUACAGAAAAGAAUACCCUACAUGUAUUUUCCAUAGAUAUGGUGAACGAGUCUCACUGUCAGUUGUAAGUUCAUGGUCCAAAAAAAGUAAAUAAAAGUCAGUGUAUUCAGAAUAACUGGAAUAUGUCAUUAU